Messenger RNA from Coffea arabica (coffee), 1891 nucleotides. Its product is annotated as NPL4-like protein 2. The record is from RefSeq and is a predicted model, not a curated record. Gene Ontology annotation, molecular function: ubiquitin protein ligase binding; ubiquitin binding. Gene Ontology annotation, cellular component: nucleus. NCBI's taxonomy places the organism in Eukaryota, Viridiplantae, Streptophyta, Magnoliopsida, Gentianales, Rubiaceae. Gene Ontology annotation, biological process: ubiquitin-dependent protein catabolic process.
UACAAGCCAUUCUUUUCUUGUUCCAAGUUGCACUCGGCCAGAGAAGAGAUUCCUUAAUCCUCUUGGGAGCUGAUCUCCAUUGGGAUCUCCUCUGGUAAUUAACAUACCAAACUUCCCCGCCUAGCUUAGAGGUGAUAAUCAACUUGAGGCACACGAUUCAUCAUAUCAUCGUUAUAUAGUAGUGUAUUUUCUGCUCUGCUACCGGUACCACUACCUACCACUAGUUCGUGCGUAUAUCGGUAUAUAUUACCCAAAUUAAAGACAACUUUCCUAGCCGGAGAAAAAAGGUUUGCGACGGCGAAGAUGAUGCUACGAAUUCGAAGCAGAGAUGGGCUGGAAAGACUCAAAAUCGAAAACCCACAAUCCACAAUCGGCGAACUCAAAUCCCAAAUCGAAUCCCAACUCCGGGUUCCCACCCAAUCCCAAACCCUCUCCACCAAUCAAAACCUCUUGUUGGCCAAAACCCUAGAUGAUCUCUCCAGGUUCACCGACAUGUCCAAUCCCCAAACCCCACUCUCCUCCCUCAACCUCACCCACGGCUCCAUCAUUUUUCUCGCAUACGACGGCGAACGCACUGUCGCCGGUGGCCCCCUCAUCAACCCCGCCGGCUCCUUCGGCAAGAAGAUGACCAUGGAUGACCUCAUCGCUAAGCAAAUGCGGGUUACGCGCCAAGAGGUUUCUCACUGUGAAUUAGUGUCUUUCGAUCGCGACGCCGCUAACGCCUUCCAGCAUUAUGUAAACGAUACCCUGGCUUUUGCGGUGAAGCGCGGGGGUUUUAUGUACGGAACGGUGUCUCCGGAGGGAAAAGUGGAGGUGGAUUUUAUAUACGAGCCGCCGCAGCAGGGGACGGAUGAGAAUUUGAUUCUCUUGCGCGAUCCAGAUGAGGAAAAACUGGUGGAAGCGAUAGCUGCGGGGUUGGGGAUGAGGAAAGUGGGAUUUAUAUUUACGCAGACCAUUAGUCAGGACAAGAAGGAUUUCACCAUGUCCAAUGCCGAGAUUUUGCAGGCUGCCGAGCUGCAUGCUGAGGGCGAUUUGAAGGAGUGGGUCACGGCGGUGGUGAAGCUGGAGGUGAAUGAAGAUGGGCUUGCUAAUGUGCAUUUUGAGGCGUUUCAGAUGAGCGAUAUGUGCAUUAGGUUGUUCAAGGAAGGAUGGUUUGAGACAGUAAUUCCGGAAGGGCUUGAUCCGAAGCUAUCUAGAAUGAAAAAGGAUGUUGUAGUCGGAGUGAAAGAUACUAAAGAGGUUGACAAUGACUUCUUCUUGGUCGUUGUCAAGAUUUCUGAUCACCAGGGUCCUCUUUCAUCAACAUUUCCAAUUGAGAACAGAAAUGAUCUUGUCACCAUGAAAGCUUUGAGAAGCCAUCUGGACCGAGCAAAGAACCUCCCAUUUGUGAAGCGAAUUUCUGACUUCCAUCUGCUACUCUUGCUGGCUAGGUUUUUGGACAUCAAUGCUGAUGUCCCUGCAUUGGCUGAAUGUGUCCAUACACGGUCAGCUGUUCCUGAAGGUUACCAGCUUCUAAUUGAAUCAAUGGCUAGCGCAUCCUGAUCAUGUCCACCUUGUUCAUUGCCAAAGCCGACAUGACAUGAGGUCUUCGGGUGAUCAGGGAGGAAGCAAUAUGUUUGUCUGGUUUAAUGGAAGUCCAAGUAAGCCCUUGAUGCCCCGAUGCUUUCACGUAAACAUGGGUACCAUGGCAAUUGACUUGUGCAGCGUGGAUCCGACAAUUGUACCGCAGAAUUUGUUUGGGUAAUAGUUGCACGUCUGCCCAAUGUACUUUUGUAUUUAUAAGUCCCAAGUACAUGCAUCCAGGGGUAAAUUAUGUGAAUUAAGAUAAUGAGAAAAAGAGCCGUUUGAAACCUUCAGCUUAGGUAUAAUAACUCGUUAAAAUCUCGUCAUA